Molecule: messenger RNA, 3062 nt
Organism: Stegostoma tigrinum
Lineage: Eukaryota; Metazoa; Chordata; Chondrichthyes; Orectolobiformes; Stegostomatidae
Product: probable G-protein coupled receptor 139
Exons: 2
Coding region: 49-1038 (329 amino acids)
Biological process (GO): G protein-coupled receptor signaling pathway
Cellular component (GO): membrane
Molecular function (GO): G protein-coupled receptor activity
Source: RefSeq, a predicted model, not a curated record
UCCUUGACAAGAAUCAUCAAAAUAAUUAUUAUUUACGAAAGGGAAAUCAUGUCUCUUCGUUUUCUGAUCAAGCUGAAGAUUCGGUGGGCAAUUAAUGAUAUUCAGAAGAUCUACUACCCAGUCUUAGCCGCGUUUGGUGUCCCAGUUAACGUGAUUGCAAUAACGAUCCUGGUUUGGGGAAAGUGUGGCCUUUCCAAAUGUGUCACUAAUUACCUGGUGGCCAUGGCAGCAGCGGAUCUAUUGGUCAUUAACUUCGAUCUGAUACUACGACAAAUUCCUAUUGCGUAUCGGGCAGAGUUUCUUUUCCUGCAUUAUGUUCCCUUGUGCAACAUCCAUGCUGUUAUACUUUAUGCUGCCACAGACUGUUCUGUCUGGUUCACCGUCAUGUUCACCUUUGAUCGGUUUGUGGCCAUAUGCUGCCAAAAGUUGAAAAGUAGACAUUGCACCAAGAAAACAGCGUGUGUGGUUUUAGGAACAGUGACGGUGUUGAGUUGUUUGAAAAACAUUUUCUGGUAUUUCAUGUAUUACCAUCAAUAUUGGCUUUUUAAUGAUCCAUGGUUCUGCAAGGUACCUCAAAAUGUAAUUACUUCAAUUGCCUGGACCAUCGUUGAAUUGAUGCAUUACAUAAUAACGCCAUUAUUUCCAUUUAUUUUGAUUCUACUGUUAAACACUUUGACUGUCAGAAACAUUUUAGUAGCCAACAGAGCUCGGAGGAGACUGCGGGGUCCAACGACUGGGGACAGUCCCAUAGAUCCAGAGAUGGGCAGUCGUAAGAAAUCCAUGAUUAUGUUAUUUAUUAUUUCGGGCAAUUUCAUCGUGUUAUGGGUGAUGUUCAUUGCUUAUUCCAUAUUGAAACGAUUUGAUUGGUUGGGGUAUCCAGUUCCUCUCCCAACAUUCGUGAGAGAGAUUGGCUUCAUGCUCCAGCUCCUGAGUUGCUGCACGAACACCUUCAUUUAUGCAGUUACCCAGAGGAAAUUCAGAGAAGAGUUAAAGAAUGGAAUAAUGCGUCCCUUCACAAAUUUGGUCAAAGUAAUUUGAUGCGACCUCAUGCUCCCAAGUUAUUUGUGAAAUAAUUACAUAUCUGGGUGCACACAGCGAUCAGUGUUGGGGUAUUGUCUGCUCCUGAUUUAUGUAUGUAACUUAGAUUCUAGUGUAGAAGGGAUGAUGAGAAAGUUUGCAGAUGAUACAUUAAAUUGGUGGGUGGUCGAUAGUGCCAAAGAUAGCUGUAGAUUACAGGAGAAUGGAAACGGCUGAUCAGAAGGGCAGAGCUGAGCAAAUGUAAUGCAAUCAGUAUCAGUGUAAGUUUUUUUGAAAAUUCAUUCACGGGACGAGGGCAUCGCUGAACAGGCUGCAUUUAUUGUGCAUCACUAAUUGUCCAGAAGACAGUUCAGAGUCAACCACAUUGUUUUGGUGCUGGAGUCACUUGUAGGGUGAUAGUUUCCUUCCCUAAAGGACAUUAGUGAACCAGAUGGGUUUUCCCUGACAAUUGGCAACAGAUUCAGAGUCAUCAUUAGACUGGGCUUUCCCAGAUAUUAUAUCUGAUUCAAAUUGCACCAUCUGCUCUGGUGGGAUUUGAACCCUGGCCCCCAGAACAUUAUUUGGGUCCAAUGAAUUAACAGUCCAGCAGUAAUUCCACUAGGCCAUCACCUCCCCUGCUGAUGUAACUGAAGUGGGUAAAGAAGGCAAGGGGUGGUAUGAUGAACAGUUGGACCUUGGGGAACACAGAGGAUAAGAGGGACCUUGAUGUGCAUAAUCAUUAGCCCCUUAUCAUGUCAGGGCAGGUGAAUAAAUUAGCUGUGAAGACACAUUUUUUACUUGCCAUUCACAUUCUUGAUUUCGAGAUUAAUAGCAGGCAUGUGAUGCCGGACCUGAGUUCAACACUGCUACACCCUCAGCCUGAGCAUGGUGUGCUGUUCUGGAAUCAUAUUUCAGGAACGAUGGGUUAACACUGGAGAAGGUGCAGAGGAGAUUCACCAGGAUGAAGCCUGGGCUGGACUCCUUCAGCCAUCAGGGGAUUUUGAACAAGUUUUGGAGUUGUUUUCCUUUGAGCAGGGGAGAUUGUGAGGGGGACAUAAGUGAAAUGUAUCAAAUUAUAAAGGGUAUGUGUACAAUAGAGUGCACGAAAGGUUUUCUCCUUGAUGGAGCUGUCAAUGACCAGUCACAUUGAUUUAUGUUAAUGAGCAGCAGGUUUACAGGAGACGUGAGUAAAAACUUUUCACCCAGUGUUUGGUGGGAAUCUGACUCUCGCGGUCUGUAGGUUUUCUGGGCACAGAAACCCAUAUAAUAUGAAAGAAGUAUUUCAGAAUUAGAUAAGCCCUGGCAGUGUCCAGGCAUACAAAGACAGGGACCAAGGUCAGGAAAAUGGGUAUAUUAGUGCCUUGUCUUGUGCUGCAAAUCUCCAAGACUCGAUAGCUAUUAAACUGACUGUACGCAAUGUGUAGCCAGCUUUCCGUUCCCUGAUAGAUUGGCAGUAAGCUGUGGCUCUGACAAUGUCAAUGCAACACAGCCUGAGUCUCUACUGUCUGUGCUCACUAUGGGUAUUUUCUACAGGACGCGAUGAAAAUUACCUUGAAGAAGGAUUUGUUGUGUCCCGUUUCCCUUGGAGAUGGGUGUUGCAAAGGUGUCUAGGUAUCUGCUUCAUGUAAAGCUGAGUAUAUCGCUUUGUUUCGUUUUUAAAGUAAACAAGAGGAGUAUGUGUUGUUGGAGUCGAGCUCACACAGACCCAGGGUUUUAUUAUAUUUUAUUAUCUUACAAGCAGUUGCUGAAGAUGGGCUUUUUGAAUUUGAAUCUGCUCGAUACAGCUGUACCUCUGCUACUGCAUACAUGUUUGAGUUCUUUCACUGCUGCUGGAAUCAUUCUGUUGAUAUUCCUUCUCUUGGAAUCAGGGAGAUAACAGUUGUGGGGAAUCCAUUUUCCUGAAUGGGCCUUUGCCAAUGCUUUAGUUAUGUGAUGCUUCCAUAUUAGAACAGUUGAUGACUACUCGUUAAAUAAUAUUUCAGCUUGUGAAGUAUUUUCACAGAGGUAAAUUUACGUCAAUUCUUCUUCGUUUGUUUGCAUUUUUA